Tarenaya hassleriana is the source of this 2273-nucleotide messenger RNA. Its product is annotated as endoglucanase 14-like. Bases 605 to 2095 code for a protein of 496 amino acids. Gene Ontology annotation, biological process: carbohydrate metabolic process. Lineage: Eukaryota; Viridiplantae; Streptophyta; Magnoliopsida; Brassicales; Cleomaceae. The record is from RefSeq and is a predicted model, not a curated record. The transcript is spliced from 4 exons. Gene Ontology annotation, molecular function: hydrolase activity, hydrolyzing O-glycosyl compounds.
UCUGGAAGAAUAACGUAUAUGAUUUGAAAGAAUAUCAUAAGAGAACUUUCUAGUUAAACCUCCAUAUAGAUUUUUUUAGUUAUAAACCAAUGUCUAUUUGGAAAAUGCAUUUUAUUACAUGGAUUGCGUUUUUACUAUAUAUUUUUAUAUCCUUAUAAAGCUGACAAAAAUCAGAUGUGGAUACUCUGUAUGAUAUUACAAUAAAAAUAGGAUUUCCCAUAUCAAGAUUCAUCGAAUCUCUUCCAAUUAGUAAAAAUAUUAUGUUUCCUUGAAACAGAAAACCUAUAAACAGAAUUAAUUUCCAGAUAUGAAAGUUUCUUGGUAUGUUGCCUUUUUGAUGAAACAUUGAAUGUAGGAUAUGUCAUGAAACAUGAUCAUGAUAAUAAUGCAAGAACUUGACAGAAUCAACGAGUAAAUCUUCUCUUGAUUUUCCAUGUUUUACAACUCCUACCUUUAUAGUCUACACACAAACAUAAAACAUAUAUACACACACAUGUGAAUAUAUAUAUAUAUAUAUAUAUUAAGAAUCAUACUCGUAGACAACUAUACAUACAUAUAUCCAAUCCCUUGUACACUUUUGUUUUGUGGGUAAAUUUUUUUAACGAUGGCUCUUGUCGGGAAAAAUGGGUGGCAAAGCUUGUUCGUAAGCAUUUGCAUGGGCAUGCUAUUAGUGAUGUCUCGUGGAAUUGAGUGUGCAGAAUAUGGCGAAGCCCUCUCGAAGAUCUUUUUGUACUUCGAAGCUCAACGUUCCGGGAUAUUACCUCCCGGCCAACGAGUUGAAUGGCGCCGAGAUUCUGCUCUUCGCGACGGCUCUGAUUCUCAUGUAGAUCUUACCGGAGGGUACUAUGACGCGGGGGACAACGUAAAGUUCGGGUUUCCGUUGGCGUUCACGACGACAAUGUUAGCAUGGAGUAGCAUUGAAAUGGCGUCGCAGUUGAAUGCAAACAAGGAGAAUGGAAACGCACUCGACGCUCUCAAAUGGGCAACCGAUUAUCUCAUCAAAGCUCAUCCCGAACCGGACGUCCUCUACGGACAAGUCGGCGACGGACAUUCCGACCAUGCUUGUUGGCAGAGACCGGAGGACAUGACCACUCCUCGUCCUUCUUUCCGUAUCGACGCUCAGCACCCUGGCUCUGACCUCGCGGCCGAGACAGCCGCCGCCAUGGCCGCAGCUUCCAUUGCUUUCUCUCCGGAUAACCCUAAAUACGCUGAAGAACUCCUCCGUCACGCCAAAGAGCUCUUCGAUUUCGCCAAGAAUCAUCCCGGUCUCUACCAGGACUCUAUCGUUAACGCGGGUGCCUUCUACGCAAGUAGCGGAUCUGAUGAUGAGAUGCUUUGGGCCGCGGCUUGGCUCCAUCGAGCCACUGGUGAUCAAACCUAUCUCAGUUAUCUGACCGAUGCCUCCAAUGCCGGAGGAACCAGGUCCGUCUUCUCGUGGGAUGACAAGUUCUUGGGGGCACAGGUCCUAGUCGCUAAGGUGAAACCCUAUUCUAUAUUGUAUGUUUACGUGAAAGAGAAGAACGAGGGGAAGCUGGCGGAAUACAAGAGCAUGGCCGAGCAGUUUAUUUGCGGUUGCGCACAAAAGGGCCCAAACAAUAUAAAGAAGACACCAGGAGGAUUGCUAUGGUUCCUGCCAUGGAACAACCUUCAGUACGUAGCCACUGCUUCAUUCGUCUCCUCGGUCUAUGCCAAAUACCUAGACGAUGCCAAAACCUCCAUCAACUGCCCCGGUGGCGAACUCAAACCCUCCGAUCUUCUCGAUCUCACCCGUUCCCAGAUGGAUUACAUAUUAGGUUCGAACCCGAAUAAGAUGAGCUACAUGGUAGGGUUCGGGUCGAAUUAUCCGAAGAAACCGCACCACAGAGGAGCAUCCAUUGUGUCGAUAAAUAAAGAUGCGAGUCCGGUGACGUGCCAAGGAGGCUUCGACCAAUGGUUCAAUAACCCUUCUCCAAACCCUAAUGUUCUCGAAGGCGCAGUGGUCGGAGGUCCCGACGAGAACGACGCAUUUACCGACAGCCGAUCCGACUAUGAGCACAGCGAGCCAGCUCCCGUGACUGUUGCACCUCUCGUCGGCGCAUUAGCCGCCAUCGCUUGAUUGAUCUUUCUGAUUACGACGACUCAUGGACCUUGCAUAUGCAUUGGUUCGCGUCGUGUGUUUGCAUGCUAAAUGAAUGUAUCUCAUUUUCAAUAUUUGGCUUUUAUAUAUAUAUAACAACUUGAUAAUACAAGUUUUGCAAAUAAAGGAGAAGAAGGGAGAAAUAAACUUUCUAAAU